UUGUCUCCGUUGGGUGCAUCACUAUCACUUGUUAGUAGUUAUUGUUUCCCAUGAAACGUAGCUUCGUAGUGCAAACCAAAAUUCUCACUAUAAAUUAUUUCUUCAAAUUUCCUUCACUAUUCUAAAAUCAAAGCAUGGCAGCUUCCUCACUCUGUUCCUCUUUUACCUCCAAAACUUGGAAUCCGCAGAGACCUUAUCACCACAAAACCCUAACCCUAACUGGUUCCUCUUUUCUUCACGGAGACCUUCAGCUUCAACCAGUGUCGUUUUCCACUCGCAGUGCCAAAACUAGGAGGCGCCGAUCGGGUGCGGUAGCCUCGCUCGGAGGUUUGUUAGGCGGCAUCUUCAAAGGCGCCGAUACCGGAGAAGCCACGAGGAAGCAGUAUGCGGCAACCGUUAACCUCAUCAAUGGUUUGGAAUCGGAGAUUUCUGCAUUGUCGGAUUCGGAGCUCAGGGACAAGACUUUUGCACUCCGAGAACGCGCGCAACAGGGCCAGACUUUGGAUUCUCUCUUGCCUGAGGCGUUUGCUGUUGUAAGAGAAGCUUCGAAGAGGGUUCUAGGCCUUCGUCCAUUUGAUGUCCAGCUGAUAGGGGGCAUGGUUCUUCAUAAGGGAGAAAUAGCUGAAAUGAGGACUGGAGAAGGGAAGACCCUGGUUGCUGUUUUGCCAGCUUAUUUAAAUGCAUUAAGUGGGAAGGGAGUUCAUGUUGUUACUGUCAACGAUUAUCUGGCUCGGCGGGAUUGUGAGUGGGUUGGUCAAGUUCCUCGCUUUCUUGGAUUGAAGGUUGGCCUCAUCCAGCAGAAUAUGACAAGUGAGCUAAGAAGGGAAAAUUACUUAUGUGACAUAACGUAUGUCACUAAUAGUGAGCUGGGUUUUGAUUACUUAAGAGACAAUCUUGCCACGAGUGUUGAGGAGCUUGUCAUAAGAGGUUUCAAUUACUGUAUUAUUGAUGAGGUUGAUUCAAUCCUUAUUGAUGAAGCUAGAACUCCACUCAUUAUAUCCGGACCUGCGGAGAAACCCAGUGAUCGAUAUUAUAAGGCUGCAAAGAUAGCAGAAGCCUUUGAACGAGACAUACAUUACACUGUGGAAGAAAAACAAAAAACAGUUCUACUUUCUGAACAGGGUUAUGAAGAUGCUGAAGAAAUUUUAGGGGUCAAAGAUUUAUAUGAUCCACGAGAACAGUGGGCUUCGUAUGUCCUAAAUGCAAUAAAAGCAAAAGAACUAUUUCUUGGAGAUGUAAACUACAUAAUUCGUGGAAAAGAGGUCCUAAUUGUGGAUGAGUUUACUGGUCGAGUUAUGCAGAGGCAUAGAGAAUAA
This is a messenger RNA of Gastrolobium bilobum, 1316 nucleotides long. RefSeq names its product protein translocase subunit SecA, chloroplastic-like. NCBI's taxonomy places the organism in Eukaryota, Viridiplantae, Streptophyta, Magnoliopsida, Fabales, Fabaceae. The transcript has 7 exons. Gene Ontology annotation, molecular function: ABC-type protein transporter activity; ATP binding. Gene Ontology annotation, biological process: protein import; protein targeting. Gene Ontology annotation, cellular component: membrane. The record is from RefSeq and is a predicted model, not a curated record. The coding region runs from base 135 to 1316 and encodes 393 amino acids.